AAAAUAUCCAAAGAGAAAUAAAACUUAAUAAUCGUGCUUCUCUAAGAAAUUUUUGCCCUUUAUUGUUUUCCGUCGAAUCCCUGUCAACUUGUGUAAUAAUAAUAAUGGAUACGAUGUUCGGUAAACUUCACAAUCGAUUCAAGACUGUGGGCAACGUGGAAAGCAAGCGUACCGCAAUAAAACUCAUUGGAUUCUAUGCCAUGGGGUGGACUCUUCGAAAGCUGAUCAAGUGAACAAUCAGCCACAUGUCAAACAUCCAAAUCUUAAAGUGCAUUAACUUCUCUCUGUUCCCCGUGUUCCUAAUCCAAUAUCAUUUGUCAACAGUUUUAAAAAAUUGACUAUUAUCUGAAUUGAAAUUG
Messenger RNA from Drosophila grimshawi, 359 nucleotides. RefSeq lists its product as uncharacterized. The transcript has a single exon. Bases 105 to 233 code for a protein of 42 amino acids. Lineage: Eukaryota; Metazoa; Arthropoda; Insecta; Diptera; Drosophilidae. The record is from RefSeq and is a predicted model, not a curated record.